AUGAUGGAGAGGAACAUAAUGUGGUGUGAGCCAAACAGUGGGUGGGUGAGAGUGGGCGAGCAUUCGUUCAGAGGACAAAGAGAGAGAGAGACGAGGGGAAGGGAGCCAGGCUUAUACUAUUGAUCCUCUCCUCUCCUCUGUCUGGGGGGGUGGGGGGGGGGGGGGGGCUUUCUAUCUAUAUUAAUGACGUGUCAGAUGUAUCUAGUAAUUGACCUUUUCAUAGUGAUGAGGGUUAAUUCAUUAACACUGUGUGUGGUGUAACUGUGGGUCUGGUGCUCGUCUACUGGUUGAGUUGUGCUAUGCUGCUGCUAUGCUGCUCAUUACUGUUGAGUGGAGACUGGAGAGGCUUAACGUCGUCCUUCGUACAAGUCCUGUACUCACUACUCAUAACAAGUAGCCUACUGUACUCAUAUAGGCUAUUACCAGGACAUUACUCUCGCGUUGCCAUACCUCUAAAAUCACGUCGUUGUCACGCCUCCUUAAGCCUGGUUCGCGACGAAGCUACCAGGACUAGCUCUCAUAUGAAACCAUCCUCCUCCUCCUAACCACCUUCUAACCUUGUCUGACUAAUCCUUUACUCAGAGAAGAAGAGAGGAGGAGAAGUAAAGAGUCAAACAUUCUGCCCUUACCCUCCCCUUCUUUUUUCUUCCCUCUUCAAGCAGUGGGAGAACGAGCAGCUCCACAGUCUGGAGGAGAGGGGUCGGUUGCUCCUCUCCCUGCAGUUCCUUCCCCCGCUAGACGCGGGCGAGGAGGGAGGAGGGGGGCGGAGAGGAGAGGGGUUGUGUGUCGGUGUGCAGCGCUGCGCUCACCUGGCCGCCAUGGACGUCAACGGCUUCUCAGACCCCUACGUCAAAACGUAAGCGUGUGUCUGUCUUUGUGUUUGUGUGUGUCCACGUCAAAAACUAUACAAAUCAGACAUGAGUUGUUACAUCAUGAAGGAAAGGCAUUACUGCUACGGCUAUAUCUGUACGACUUAACUCAUUUUAGUUUAUAGGCCAAACAGUUCGGACACUACAGGCGUUUUUGAUGUCUCAUGGUCUGACAAACCAGAUGCGGAAGGCUCACAUAGGCAGAUGUGAUGGAUUGAAAACCUGAUAUCUCUAGUUUAAAUUGAUAGAUUUUGGUUGGGAUUUUUUUAUUAUGUUACUUAGAUUGACGCAUGGGUACGUCAAUAGACUCUUAAAGAAAUAAGAAAUAGCAGUGAAUCUCCUGUAACGUACUACAGAAAAACCAAGGAUCACGGAGAAGAUAAUAGACUGUUAGAUGUCAUUGCAGGAAGUUGUUGUGAGACUAAGGGCUGGAUUCAAUCCGUAUCACCGAAGAUCCUCAUAAAAAUGUAAAGGUAAUUUCCGAUUGAGUCGACAUGCAGCGUUUACUGUGAAUGCAGUCUCCGCGAACGUGGGAACAUAGCCUUUAACUGUCAAUCACGCUAUAAAGUGGAUCUUCAGCACUACGGAUUGAAUAGAGCCCUAUAGUCUUGAAAAAGGCCUCGCUGCCAAAACGUCAACACUAAACAAUAAACACUGCACACUAGAGAUGACUGACAACCGACCUCGACUUUAGAAAAAAUAUAUAUUCUUAAAUAUCCGUUCUCCUUUCCAUCCUAAUAUCUUCAUUCUGGCUCUCAACGAUGUCUGACUAGAAGGAGGGGGUUAGUUUUACUUCAGCUUUAGGCAUUAUUAUUCAAGCCAAGCAGGAAUUAAGGAAGCUGGAGAUUGAGAGGAGGGUAUAAAGGACAAGUUAACAGUAUAAUAUAUCAAACGCAGCAAAGUCUUAUUGUCAAGAAAAUUGGAUAAGAUGGGUGGUGAACCAGCCCUAAUUGAGCCCAAAUGCAGACAGAAGUAAAGUGUUCAAACCAUGUGGCUGGCAGCAUUGAAAAUCAAAGAGAGAGAGAAAGAGCGAGGAAGCGAGAACGAGACAGAGAAAGAAGGUACUGGGUUUUCAGAUGAAAGGAGAGGAGAGUUUGAAUAGGUUAAAGAGUGAAGAGAGAGGAAUGAAUAUGGGUAGGAGAGAUGACCUGGGCCUAGUUCCAUUAGGAUUCCUUUCACCUUCUCCUAACUCCUUCCUUUUUGGCAUUGGUUGGUCGGGAAAUCAAUACAGUGGAAGCUUUUAUUGUCCUGUUGGAAGGCUAGCUGGAGCAUCACCAUGUUACUUGAAUCUAGACCAACUACAAUUUCCAGUUCUAUCAGAUUUGGAAGCACCAAGAGACUGAAAUUGAAUGGGGCCCAAGAAGACCAUCACUUGGUGUGGGUGGCAAGAGAGCAUCAGUGUGAUAAAGAGAAAGGAAUAGAGCAUGUUUCUCUUAAAUGUAGCAUUCAUGUUCCUCUUAAAUGUUUUCCUUGUGUCAUCUCAGUAAAAUGUUCCAAAGCAUUUAUUCCUCCCUAGGCAAAAUGGCACAGGAACAGACGAGAGCUCAGUUCACUAUCGCCCCGCCCCCGCACACACACUCUGUCACACACACAUGCAUAGACUCUGUCACACACAGAAACACACACACACACACACACACACACUGUCACCCACACUCUGUCUCUCACACAGAUCAAAGCUAAGUCUCUCACUGUGCGUGUGUGUUUUUUAUGCAAGUGACAGUGUGUGUGUACAAGUACAUGUUAGUGAGUAUUGAUGUGUGUGCGAGUGUGUUUGUGUAUUUAUGUGUGUGUGUGUAUGUGUGCUACCCACUGUUUAGGAAACAUAUCAACAUUUUAUCAGCAGUCAGUGGGAUGUCACCACAAAGGCCUGAGAGACACACCUGUGUGCAUGCAUUUGAGGGAUUGAGUGUUUGUGCGUCAAUCUAUGAUACUGUCCCUCCUACCCUCUUUUUCCCCUCUCUCACUCCCCUCCCUCCCUCCCUCCCUCCCUCUCUCUCCCCUACCCCUCUAUCUCUCACUCUUUCAGAUAUCUGAAGCCCGACACACAGAAGAAAUCCAAACACAAAACGGCUGUGAUUAAAAAGACCCUUAACCCUGAAUUCAAUGAGGUAUAUCCCUGCUGGGUCUCCAGGGGAGACUGGCACAAUCCUCUUUCUGGGGGUCAAUGUUAAUGUCAAUGCUAAUGAGAUGUCCAGUCCAAUAUCCCACACUCUCCUCAUCUGUCAUCCUCUCUCUGUCUCUCUCUCGCUCUCCCUCCUCUAGUAUACAGUAUUCAUCACCUCAUCUACCCUCUUCCCUUUUCAUAGACAAAUCUCUCUCUCUCCCUCAUUCUCUCUCUAUCAGUACUACAUCCCCUUUCCUCUGAAUUGAAUUAUAACAAUUGAUAAUAAUUUGCAAUCGUCUGAACACUUUUACAACUGACACAUCAAUGUGUUGACAAAGACUUACAGAAAGCAUAUCAGGAAGGUCCUUUGGUUGGCUCUCUCAUCUAUAUAUUUAUUUCCCCCCCUCCCUCCCUCCCUCCCUCCCUCCCUCCCUCCCUCCCUCCCUCUCUCCCUCCCUCCCUCCCUCCCUCCCUACCUCCCUCCCUCUCUGUCCCCCUCAUUCUACAGCGUGGGCAUUGAGAAGUAAUAACACCAAGCCUUUUAUUUCUAUUCACUCAGAAGUAAUGUACACUAUGAUGGGGCAUUGAUAUAAUUGCAGGGUUGUAGCUAGUCUGAAACCUAUAACUGCCUAAAUUCAACUGCAAGUGGAGACAAUAUAAGGCUGAGUUAUAGGCCCGUCUGAUGAUAGUGCUCCCGCUCAUAUCUGGUUGUUAAUGGAUGGGAUAUACUGUACUGUAUGUCUCCAGAUCACUUAUUGCUAAAGCUAUGGUCGUGACGUCACCUAUUUCUCAAUGACCUCCCAUACAUCUCCCUGUCAUGCGACCAAGGAGUAGUUGUAUCAACAUUGGAAGCGUUUUGCAUAACAAGGGACAUCAGGUUCAGUAUUCAUAAAGUUGCUUGGAGUAUAGGUAUUGGAGUAGGAGUGAUGAUCUAGGAUCAAAUUCCGUCUGUUCAUAGCUUUAGCACUGCUACUCUGAGACGCUUUGUGAAUACGGGCCCUGUUUUUGUGUGUGGUUUAGUUUUUUCCCAUUUAGAUUUACAGUACUUCUGUAAGUAAUGUCACAGCUACGAGUAGAAGUUACUCUUAGGCACAGAUCUGGGAUCAGCUUGCCCUUCACAAAUCCUAACUUUAGUUAUUACAGGGGAAACACUAAAGCUGACCAUAGAUCAGUGUCCAGUGGUAACCUCCUCCUACUCCUACUGAAUGGGCUCUCCUGUGGUUCCCUCGCACCCUACAGGAGUUCUUUUAUGAGAUCUCCAUGUCAGAGCUGUCCAAUAAGACUCUGGAGGUCACUGUCUGGGACUACGACUUGGGACGCUCCAAUGACUUCAUAGGUGAGACUUCACUUUGCACGCACGCACGCAUACACACACAGAGCGAGAGAGAUGGCGAGAGAGUCAAAUCCCGACUUCACACAUCCCUCUGCCCACAGAAGCCAAACUUUUGUGCAGAUAUUCCAUUGGGACUUUGAACUCCUGAAAGGUUCCCAUGGUGACACUGUUUGUCAUGUUUACAGGUGGAGUGUGCCUGAGCUGUCACUCACAGGGAGACCCCCUCUGCCAUUGGAUGGACUGCCUUAAGAACAAGGGACAGAGGGUGGAGCGCUGGCACAUACUGACCAAUGAGCUCCCAAGAUCCGUAUGUCAUGAGUAAGGCCACACAUCUACUGAGACACAAGGCUGAGUCCCAAUUCUUCACCCUUCUCCCAAAGUGUGCACUUGCAGACUUCCAGUCAUGGAUAUAUCAAUAGUGGAAACUCCCUCAAGGCAAUGCUUACAUCGAUCCAGUGCUUUUAAAUCCAUGAUGGGGAGUGUGCAAAUGCACACUUUGGGAGAAGUGUGGAGAAUCAGGACACAGAUCAAAUCAUCCCUCUAGCCCCCUACCACCUAGGCAUUCCUGGAGAUCUGAGAGGAUUGGAUAGUCCAGAAAUGUGGAGGGAACUCCACCUAGCUUAUCAGAAAGCAAGGGGGAAGCAAUGACCAUAUUGAUCUGGAUCCUAUCUAAACCUUUCAGAUCUACCGUAGUGCCGAGGUGGUAGAGGGUAGGGGUCGAUUUGGAACUCAGCGAACAUGCAGCAUGUCUAGGCUCUCUAGAGCCCUGUUUAUACCUGGUUCUAACGUGCUUCCCUCUUCCUGAUAUUUUCCUGAUCUUGACUGUUUACACUUAUAAGAUCUGAUCACAAUCAGAUAACAAUGCGUAUUUUAAUCGUCUGUCUAAAAAUGUGGGCACAAUCCAAAUGUGGACAGGAUCAGGACAAAGGACACAUGUUAGCACCAGGUAUAAAUGGGGAUGACUUGCCACAGGAUAGGAUGCACUACCGGUAUGUUUCUAUGUGUAUAAGGGUGAUUCAAACCAACACACCAUAACACACCAUUGAGAUGACACAUGCUGAAUACAAGUCAUAUACAGUGGGGAAAAAAUGUAUUUAGUCAGCCACCAAUUGUGCAAGUUCUCCCACUUAAAAAGAUGAGAGAGGCCUGUAAUUUUCAUCAUAGGUACACGUCAACUAUGACAGACAAAAUGAGAAAAAAAAUCCAGAAAAUCACAUUGUAGGAUUUUUAAUGAAUUUAUUUGCAAAUUAUGGUGGAAAAUAAGUAUUUGGUCAAUAACAAAAGUUUCUCAAUACUUUGUUAUAUACCCUUUGUUGGCAAUGACACAGGUCAAACGUUUUCUGUAAGUCUUCACAAGGUUUUCACACACUGUUGCUGGUAUUUUGGCCCAUUCCUCCAUGCAGAUCUCCUCUAGAGCAGUGAUGUUUUGGGGCUGUCACUGGGCAACACGGACUUUCAACUCCCUCCAAAGAUUUCUGGCUCUCACAGACCUGUAACUUCUUCUUUAAGAGGCUCCUCUGUCCUCCACUCGUUACCUGCAUUAAUGGCACCUGUUUGAACUUGUUAUCAGUAUAAAAGACACCUGUCCACAACCUCAAACAGUCACACUCCAAACUCCACUAUGGCCAAGACCAAAGAGCUGUCAAAGGACACCAGAAACAAAAUUGUAGACCUGCACCAGGCUGGGAUAAUAGGUAAGCAGCUUGGUUUGAAGAAAUCAACUGUGGGAGCAAUUAUUAGGAAAUGGAAGACAUACAAGACCACUGAUAAUCUCCCUCGAUCUGGGGCUCCACGCAAGAUCUCACCCCGUGGGGUCAAAAUGAUCACAAGAAUGGUGAGCAAAAAUCACAGAACCACACGGGGGGACCUAGUGAAUGACCUGCAGAGAGCUGGGACCAAAGUAACAAAGCCUACCAUCAGUAACACACUACGCCGCCAGGGACUCAAAUCCUGCAGUGCCAGACGUGUCCCCCUGCUUAAGCCAGUACAUGUCCAGGCCCGUCUGAAGUUUGCUAGAGUGCAUUUGGAUGAUCCAGAAGAGGAUUGAGAGAAUGUCAUAUGGUCAGAUGAAACCAACAUAGAACGUUUUGGUAAAAACUCAACUCGUCGUGUUUGGAGGACAAAGAAUGCUGAGUUGCAUCCAAAUAACACCAUACCUACUGUGAAGCAUGGGGGGGGAAACAUCAUGCUUUGGGGCUGUUUUUCUGCAAAGGGACCAGGACGACUGAUCCGUGUAAAGGGAAGAAUGAAUGGGGCCAUGUAUUGUGAGAUUUUGAGUGAAAACCUCCUUCCAUCAGCAAGGGCAUUGAAGAUGAAAUGUGGCUGGGUCUUUCAGCAUGACAAUGAUCCCAAACACACCGCCCGGGCAACGAAGGAGUGGCUUCGUAAGAAGCAUUUCAAGGUCCUGGAGUGGCCUAGCCAGUCUCCAGAUCUCAACCCCAUAGAAAAUCUUUGGAGGGAGUUGAAAGUCCGUGUUGCCCAGCGACAGCCCCAAAACAUCACUGCUCUAGAGGAGAUCUGCAUGGAGGAAUGGGCCAAAAUACCAGCAACAGUGUGUGAAAACCUUGUGAAGACUUACAGAAAACGUUUGACCUGUGUCAUUGCCAACAAAGGGUAUAUAACAAAGUAUUGAGAAACUUUUGUUAUUGACCAAAUACUUAUUUUCCACCAUAAUUUGCAAAUAAAUUCAUUAAAAAUCCUACAAUGUGAUUUUCUGGAUUUAUUUUUCUCAUUUUGUCUGUCAUAGUUGACGUGUACCUAUGAUGAAAAUUACAGGCCUCUCUCAUCUUUUUAAGUGGGAGAACUUGCACAAUUGGUGGCUGACUAAAUACUUUUUUCCCCACUGUACAAUACAAGGCCUGGAUGUUAUUAAGCACAUCUCCAUUAUGCUAUGGAAUAGACUAGUGAUGGUGUAGAUGGUCCCUUCAAGUUAGAUCAGGGUUUCUUUGAUUAUUGGAAUCAGCUGAGUAGUGCUAGGGCAAAAACCAAAAUGUGCACCCCUAGGACCGAGUUUGGGAAACGCUGAGUUAGAUGGAGACGUUUGUCAGUGGGAUGGGGAAUGUGGUUCUUGUUGCCUUAUGGCCUCUUGUCACAACUCAACAUCAUACCUCUGAUUUUAUCUGAUUUCAUCUGCACGUUUUAGUCUACGGGCUCUUUUACUUCUCUUGUUCAGCUGAUUUGAUUGAUUUCCAUGUCUUUCAUGGUUAUUUUAAUAACAAAUUGAGAUCUAUGUUGGUAAUAAUAUGCCUAUGCUACACCAAUACCGGCACACAAAUAUCUAACAUCAGAUAUCCUGUUUGUAUUGUUGUCAUUUGAACCCAAAUGGAACCCUAUUCCCUAUGUAAUGCACUACUUUUGACCAAAGCCCUAUGGGCCUUGGUCAAAAGUAGUGCACUACAUAGGGAAUAGGGUUCCAUUUGGGACAAACACAUUCACUGCAUCCCAAACAUGACAUACACUGAUAAUAUUUUGAAUACAGAAGUUCUUCCAUGUUGUUGCAUGAUGCAAUACAGUAUUGACAAAAAAAAGUUGUCCCCUCCCUAAUAUAACUAUCCCCUGCCCCAAAAAAGUAUUUGAUUAAAAAAAGUAUAAUUAUUAUUACUUUAUUUAUUAUUGAGGUGAUUUCCCUGUAUUGUUAUGUUUGUUUUCUGUCAUGUUUCUUAUAUUUGUCUCUUAAUGCACGACUGAAUGUGUGAAUGUGGGUUUUUACUGACGUUUCAAUGGCUAUAUACGAUUAUCUUGUUGUGCUUUUAACAAUUGUUGUUCUUACAUUUAUAUCAGGUGUUUUGUGUACAAUAUGAAAAUACAUUUGGAAUGCACUACUGUAUAAGUCUGACUUGGUUUCUAUUUUGUGAGACGGCUUGGCUGAGGGUAAUCCAGUACUCACUCAGUGCUACUGAACAGUAAAAUAGCUCACUACCCCCUGGUGGUUCAAUGAAUACAUUACACGUUUUCACAUAUUAGUAAUUUAGCUAACCCUCUGACCAUGUUCAACGGUCCUUGCUAUCCUGCAUCCUUGGGACGUCCCAACUCUGACGUUACCUUAUUGAAGUUUAACUUUACAAUGCUUCCGAUUAGGUAAGGGUUAAAGUUAGGGUUAGGGACAUCCCAAAGAUCCCGGAUAGCACUAACCAAUUUUCAACUCCCCAGAAGUUUCAAGCAAGAAUCAAUAAGACGCUUUUUUUUUUAUGUGACAAACUUUUAAAUUAAAGGCAACAUGAAUACAACAACACACAUUUUAAAAGAAUCCCAUUUACUGUACAUAAGGCUCUGAACUAUCAGCGCCACAGUAACUCUUGAAGUCUGAGCACUUGCUAUGAGAGACAUUUAUAUUACAUUUUAGUCAUUUAGCAGACGCUCUUAUCCAGAGCGACUUACAGUUAGUGAGUGCAUACAUCAUUUUUUAUACUGGCCCCCCAUGGGAAUCGAACCCACAACCCUGGCGUUGCAAACGCCAUGCUCUACCAACUGAGCUACAUCCCUGCCGGUCAUUCCCUCCCCUACCCUGGACGACGCUGAGCCAAUUGUGCGCCGCCCUAUGGGUCUCCCGGUCGCGGCCGGCUACGACAGAGCCUGGAUUCUAACCAGGAUCUCUAGUGGCACAGCUAGCACUGCAAUGCAGUGCCUUAGACCACUGCGCCACUCGGGAGACAUAACGAGAGACCAUGAUGAGACUCUAAUGAAGGCAUCCUAAGCCGGUUUGUGUCUCCCUAAAUAAAAUGAUCAGAUCAGUGCAGACACGGGGCUCUCCUUUUCCUUUAAUUUUACUGGAGAGUCACCUUAUGAAGUAUCCUGGGGUAAGGAAUGCGUUUUUGAACUCCUAAACCACAUGAGUAAAACUCCAGUCCUUAGAUUCAGCACUGCAGUGUCUGUUGGUAUUGAUUCCUCCCUUUUAAUUAAUUAAUCAGUGUUUCUUAAUGGACAAGUUCAAAAAGUUUCACUUCCUUUCCGUUUUCUUCAGUUUCAUGCCAAGUGAACACGACCCCGUUUUUUUCUUGCAGGUCUAGAUCCUUAAAACUUUUUUUUUUAAAGACCGAAAACAAGCAGACACUGACUGCGGCUCUAAAGGAAUUGUGUUUGACACCAGUGUCUUCAACCCAUGGUUCAUCCUCUGCAGUCUCUAAGGUCAGCAGGCUCCAUCCCCUGAGUUACAAGCAGGAAGUGGAUCAAUACUACAAUACGGCAAAAGUCAAUAACCUCCCUGUAACAGACUGGGCCCCGCUGCCCUUUGGACGGGCUGGUGCACAAACAUACAUGCACUGCACGCAUACAGUAAAAUAAAACACACACGCACAGUAAAAAUAAAUACGUCUACACACAUUUGCUGCUUGCUUAAGGUAGUCCAUCACAUCUGAUGAUGACUUCAACUACUGCUUGUGGGUUCACUGAUGACUGUAUAAUCAGAUCCGGGAUGCACACUGUCUGCCACAGACAGAGCACACUUUGGCCUGUCCCGUUGAAACCGGUGCAGCUAUGGUCAUACACACCCCUCCAUAUGUAUUUGGACAGUGAAGCUAAAAAAUGUCUCUAUACUCAUUUUGGAUUUGAGAUUUUUAUUCUUAUCUGUUUUACCGUUUAGAAAUUAAACAUUUUUUGUGGAUUCCAAUUGUGUUUCAAUGCGGCAACUCCCCAACGGGCUCGGGAGAGGUGAGGAUUGGACAAACACGCAGCUUCUCAUACACACCCGGAAGUCAGCUGGACCAAUGUGUUGGAGGGGACACCGUUCGACUGAUGACCCUAGUCAGCUUGCAGGCGCCCAGUCCACCACAAGAAGACGCUACAGCAAGUUAAGACAAGGAAUCCCCUGCCAACCCUACCCUCCCCUAACCCGGACAGUGCUAGGCCAAUUGUGCACCGCCCUUGGAAUUCCUGCUCACGGCAGGCUGUAGUGACGCCCUUCUGCACUUCGGGUGAAGUGCCUUAGCAGGAUGCGCCACUCGGGAGCUCCGUUGCAAAGUACAACUUAUAAAGGCUUUAUAUAGCACUACUUAAACGCUUUACAAAUCAUAAGCAUAUGUCAUAAUCUAUAAAUGGUGUAUGAACUUACAUUUGGCAAUACACCCUACAGUGGGAAUUGUUAUGUCACCCGUUAUACACCAUUUAUAGCGUAGGACAUACGCUUAUAGAUUAUUUGUGAAGCAUUUAUAUAGUGCUUAUAAAGUCUUUAUGUAUGCUAUAAAAAGCCUUUAUAGGUUGUACAGCCAUCAUCCAAUGUCUGACACAUGAGUCCUGAUGUGUUUGGCCAGCUUAGCCUCCUCACUGAAAGCCUUGCCACACAAGCUUCAGGUGUGGGCCCCGCCUCCGGCAGGCUGCAUUCCAUUAUGAACGCGCUGGUGCUUCCUACACGUGUAGGCGUCCUUGAAGCUCAUGCCGCAGACAGGGCAGCCAUACAGCCGCAGCUCCGUGUGAACGCGUCGGUGGUUCCUCAGUGUGCCAUCGUUGUUGAAUCGCUUGCCACACAGUGCACAAACGUAUGGCUUCUCCCCUGUGUGAAUGCGGAGGUGGAUCUUGAGACGUGAGACGUGACUGAAUAUCUUACCACACUGAGGGCACGGGUGGGACCUCUGAUCCCCCCUGUUGUUUGUUUGUUGUUGACCCCUGUUGUUUGUGGACCUGUUUAAUUGUUGAUGACCCCUAUUUGUUGAUCUAUUUGUUUGUGGUUGACGUCUGAUUUGACCCGGGUAGAACAGGGAUAUCAAGGGACCUACGGUACCGGUGGUGGUGGCGUCUCCAAAGUCUAGUUCUGUCCCUGUUGUUACACAACCAUCGCUGCCAAUCUGACGGAAAAAGCCGUCUGGUAUCAUGGCAGCACUAGCUGAUACCAGGUCAGUGGGGACGCCCGAGGCAGUGGAGGCACCAUAUCGUCUGCUCUCUGCAACCACUGACUCCAAGUCAGCACUCAGGUCUGAGACAGUGUAUCUGGUUUCAACAGUGGCUGGUCCAGGGUCCGAACUGGGGUUUAGUUCACCAUACCCCAUCUGAGCAGAUACUGACCCCAAGUCAGUAGGGCUAGCUUCACUAGGCUCUGUUUUGAUGCCCUCAGAGUUAUAGUGUAAAACCACUCUGUCCACGGGGCAUGAUGUGCUGCUCAAGGGAUUUGCAGAGGGAAGGAGAUGCUGGUCGUCUUCUUCGUCCAAGUCCCUUUUCACAGACGCUGAAGUCAAUGGAGCUACUACUGGGGUGGUAGCUGAUGUAUCGGUCUGUUGCAAGGACAGGGUACGUGGAGAGCUACACAGACUCUUCCACUCGGUGCAGUCUGUGGGUAGCUGGCUAUGUGUGGCAGGCAUCUCAUCUUGGCUCAUUACCAUGUGGUUCUGGGUCUGUGUAGACUCAGGGUCUGGACUCUGGUCGGAGCUCCACUGGUGCUGCCCAGACACAGAGAGAGAAACAGGCCUGGUCGAGACUGGAUGGACAGACAGACCGUCAAACAGACAGAAAAUAGAGAGAAAUCAGCUUGAUUAAGUUCAAACAACUACACAAGCAACGACCCAGACAUUAGUUUUCAAGCAUUCUGUAGGAUGAGAUUGUUUGGGUAAUGUGGUUAUCUACUGGGCUUGAGCCUGUCCAAAUGCCCCAUAUCAUAAUCUUCUAGAAAAACCUGCGUCUCCUCCCCUUUAUCUACACUGAGUGAAAGACUUGACAGGUGAAAACAGUAUGGGGAGCAGAGAUCAUCUGGCUUUCACUUGGUCUUUUUUUUUUUUUUCCCAGAUGAGUGCAAAUAAAGGAGAGAUGAGGAGAGGUUACAUUUUUCAGACAAUAGACAAAGAGCCAUUAGCAUUAUCACCUGCUGAACACUCCGUUCCCGUGUCGAGUCCAACUUCUCGUAGCCUUCGUUUUAAGAGUUCAUUCUCUCUCUUCGUCCGGGCAGUCUCCUCCUCGAAUUCUGACACUGUCCCCCCGACCACCUCCAGUAUCUCAUCUACAGCCACCAUUAACCGCUCGGUGAGGUAA
Messenger RNA from Coregonus sp. 'balchen', 12259 nucleotides. The record is from the annotation of a GenBank genome assembly. Lineage: Eukaryota; Metazoa; Chordata; Actinopteri; Salmoniformes; Salmonidae.